Budorcas taxicolor (takin) is the source of this 1408-nucleotide messenger RNA. It is a transcript of the gene ATP6V1D, whose product is annotated as ATPase H+ transporting V1 subunit D. Gene Ontology annotation, cellular component: proton-transporting V-type ATPase complex. The coding region runs from base 104 to 847 and encodes 247 amino acids. Gene Ontology annotation, molecular function: proton-transporting ATPase activity, rotational mechanism. The record is from RefSeq and is a predicted model, not a curated record. NCBI's taxonomy places the organism in Eukaryota, Metazoa, Chordata, Mammalia, Artiodactyla, Bovidae. The transcript is spliced from 9 exons.
CACGUGACACACCAGCUGACUCCUGUAGAGAAAGACUCAGUGGCUGGGUUGUUGCAGCCACGGUUGCCCGGCCAGGAACCCGAGCCGAACAGUCAUUGUCAGAAUGUCGGGCAAAGACCGAAUUGAAAUCUUUCCCUCGCGAAUGGCACAGACCAUCAUGAAGGCUCGGUUGAAAGGAGCACAGACAGGUCGAAACCUCCUGAAGAAAAAAUCUGAUGCCUUAACUCUUCGAUUUCGACAGAUCCUUAAGAAGAUAAUAGAGACUAAAAUGUUGAUGGGUGAAGUGAUGAGAGAAGCUGCCUUUUCACUUGCUGAGGCCAAGUUCACAGCAGGGGACUUCAGCACCACAGUUAUCCAAAAUGUAAAUAAGGCCCAAGUGAAGAUUAGAGCAAAGAAAGAUAAUGUAGCAGGUGUUACAUUGCCAGUAUUUGAACAUUAUCAUGAAGGAACUGACAGUUAUGAACUGACUGGUUUAGCCAGAGGUGGGGAACAGUUGGCUAAACUGAAGAGGAAUUAUGCCAAAGCAGUGGAACUACUGGUGGAACUGGCUUCACUGCAGACUUCCUUUGUUACUUUGGAUGAAGCUAUUAAGAUAACCAACAGGCGUGUAAAUGCUAUUGAACAUGUCAUCAUUCCCCGGAUUGAACGUACCCUUGCUUAUAUCAUCACAGAGCUGGAUGAGAGAGAGCGAGAGGAGUUCUACAGGUUAAAGAAAAUACAGGAAAAGAAAAAGAUUCUUAAGGAAAAGUCUGAUAAGGACUUGGAGCAGCGGAGAGCAGCUGGAGAGGUGAUGGAGCCUGCUAAUCUCCUGGCUGAAGAGAAGGAUGAAGAUCUUCUGUUUGAAUAAGCUUUCCUGCUCUGGUGCUUUCGGAAGGCCUAACAUGUCACCAUUUUAAUUCAUGGUGUGUAGGUUUGUUAUGUGUGGCUAUUUAUUUUUUGGCUUAAGAAUUUCACCAGUUGUAAAAUUUCCCUGGAUGUCUGUUUAUGGGAUCUACCUUUGCAGAAUCAUAAUUAAGCAACAAAUAAUCACCAAUGAAAUUUGUGGAACCUGUCCCGAAACCUGUAGAAUUUAUGCUGUGGAAGUGUCACCCUACUUCAAUUCUACAUCUGUUACAAGUCAUCUGCUUACCGAACAUAGUAAGAAAAUCCCUUUAGGAAGCAGCAGUGCUCUCAGGCCAACACACAUUUGUAGGCCAACUACUCUGGAGCACACUUUGUUCCUACCUGCUCACGCACCUUGGCACCAUUGUCUGAGAUUGCUACAGCCAUUCUUGUGUUAGUUACUAUGGGACGUCUCUCCUUAAGCUUUAGGGAAACCUUCAUUUAUUUUUCCUUGAAUAACAGGUCUCUGGUCUGUCAUGGGAACAGUUCUGCCAAUUCAAAUGUGACUACAGUAUAAACAGUAAAA